Patella vulgata (common limpet) is the source of this 1173-nucleotide messenger RNA. RefSeq names its product ectonucleotide pyrophosphatase/phosphodiesterase family member 5-like. NCBI's taxonomy places the organism in Eukaryota, Metazoa, Mollusca, Gastropoda, Patellidae. The record is from RefSeq and is a predicted model, not a curated record.
AUGUUUAUUGAAUAUCUGUUUACCGCGACUGCGUGUCCAAAGAACUAUGUAGACAAAGUUUUGCUAGUCUCUAUGGAUGGAUUUCGAUGGGAUUACCGAGAAAUAGAUACACCCAAUUUUGAUUCUCUGGCUGACAAAGGAGUGAAAGUGCGUUAUAUGAACAAUGUAUUCGUAACUGAAACAUUUCCAAGCCAUUACAGCAUGGCAACUGGUCUGUACGAGGAAAGCCAUGGUAUCGUCGGUAACCAAAUGUAUGAUCCAGUAUUUAAUGAGUCGUUCGGAAAGGGAACUCACGAUUCAAAAUGGUGGGAAGCUGGGGAACCCAUCUGGAUAACCGCGACGAAACACAAUAAGAAGUCAGCAACGCAUUUUUGGCCUGGAAGUGAAGUUGAGAUUAAAGGUGUGAGGCCUGCAAUCUGGUUACCAUAUAAUGGCUCGAUUCCUUUUAAAACACGAAUCGACACGGUCGUCGAUUGGUUUGCUAAUAAAGGGGUUCAUUUUGCCACACUUUAUUUCCACGCAGGCCAUAAACAUGGGCCGGAUUCUCAAGAAUUAAAAGAUAAAGUCAAGUACAUGGACCAACUCCUAGGAUAUAUGAUACAGAAGUUACGUGACAAUAAUUUAUGGGAUUCCCUUAACGUCAUCGUUACAAGUGAUCAUGGAAUGACGUCAGUGGAUGUCGAUAACAAGUUGGUUAAUAUCAAUGACUACGUUCCUAACAACACAGUAAAAAUGGUCCCUAGAGCUGGCGCUGUGAUGCAGAUCUUACCGGAAGAUGGACAGGAAGACGUGGUUUACCAGUCCAUCAAAUAUAUGGAGUAUGAGAUGCACGCGACUGUUUAUAAGAAGGAGGAUAUACCGGAACACUACCACUAUAAAAACAACCGUCGUGUGAUGCCAAUUAUUGCUGUAGCUGACGAGGGUUGGCUGAUUGUAGAUAAUCCACAAAAGUAUCAUCGAUCAAACCCGGGUGGUGCUCAUGGUUAUGACAAUCGAUUGAUGUCGAUGAAGCCAAUCUUUCUGGCACAUGGACCCAACUUUAAAGCGAACUACAGUCAAGAGUCUAUUGAGAGUGUUGACAUAUACCCUUUAAUUUGUAAGUUGCUAGGCGUGGAUGCUGCCCCUAACAAUGGUAGUCUUAGCAACACCGAAGACAUGCUGAAGACAUGUUAA